Molecule: messenger RNA, 8439 nt
Organism: Cydia strobilella
Lineage: Eukaryota; Metazoa; Arthropoda; Insecta; Lepidoptera; Tortricidae
Gene: Asx
Product: polycomb protein Asx
Exons: 7
Coding region: 293-3385 (1030 amino acids)
Biological process (GO): positive regulation of transcription by RNA polymerase II; animal organ morphogenesis
Cellular component (GO): PR-DUB complex
Molecular function (GO): DNA binding; chromatin binding
Source: RefSeq, a predicted model, not a curated record
GAUGGAAUCCAUUUUCCUUGGUGUUGUUGUGACAUUUUGCUCUGUUCUUGUCCUUAGAAAAAUGAAAUACUAGUGAAUAAAAUUGUAUUAAUCCUAAGAAAUUCAACGACAUAAAUGUGUUAUGCUUUAUCUUAAAACUACAAAUACAUUUUAAAAUAGAACUGUGUAACAGUGGAAACGAAUGCACGAUGGGUUGAAAUUGUGACUGUUGUCGGCAUAAAUACAUUAUUUUAAUUUCAAGACUGCUCACGCUCUACCUUAGAAAUAAGAAUAAUAAACACAUACUUCCACAAUGGAGCUUGAUGUAUCUCCUGCAAAUGUAGAGGAGAACGAGAUGGAAUUCUCCGACAAUUCCUCAGAGAGUAAAUACUUAUCCUGUAAUAUCAGUGAGCAGUAUUCCGUUGUACGCAUUCCAGAAGACGGUGAGGCACCUGAACCAAAAUCGAGCAAGCACUCAUCGCGGAAACAGUCAAAACGAAGAAAAAAGAGUUCAAAUCAUUCAAGGCCUCUACCAAGGAUUAUAGUGAAGCCUUUACCACCUCCUCCACCACCAGAGGCCAGGGAAUGGACGGCAGCUACGACUUACAUGGAGACAAAUACUAGUUCUAAUAAACUGUCUACAAUGCGCGAGGUACUUGCCAGUAUACCAGGAUUCUGUCUCAAGCCUCGCAAACGAAGUGGGAAGAAGUUAUCUACUGCUGCACAGUUGCAGCAAACUAGAGAAGGCUGCAUAGAUUUAGAGACCCCCGAUUCAAUAUUAGUUAACACUAACAUUAGAGCACUACUAAACAAGCAUACAUUCUCAUUACUUCCGCCUCUGUACCAGUACAAGCUUGGGCAGCUGCUUCCAAGUGUGGAUCGCCCUAGCCCUUCUGGUCGCCUAAGUUCUUCUAGUCUAAAUAAUGAAUUCUUUGCCCGAGCCUGUCUAGAGUGGCAGGAGAGUCUAUCGGGUGGUGAAUUUACUCCUGAAAAUCAGCAGAAAAUAAAGUCGGAAGUAGAGAAAGAAAAAAGCAAAAUUGACCCAUGGAAGUUAAAGCAUUUUGAACCCUUUUGGGGCGAAAAAUUUAGAACAGAGAAAUCUUCCCUUAAUUUAAAUUCAGAAAGACCUUCAUUAAAAACAACUAUUAAAUUGAGACCCACAGCAUCCAUUACAAGCACUAGUACUGUUCCAAAGAUUAAGAAAAGUAAAUCGUCCAGUAAUAGUAAAAGAUUAAGGAAUGUAGGGGCAGUAACCCGGUCAUCCGCCAAAGCAGAUGAUGUUGUAGAGGAAUCUCCUAUCAAUGCCAAGUCAUCAGCACCAGUCCCGGAUUUACUCCCUCUCAAACAUGCCAAGUCUCAAAGGGGCUAUGUAGAAUGUCAAGUUGACUUUAAUUUCUCUGACUCCUCAUCGGCACCUAGGUUGGAUGACUCUGUUCCUUCCACACCUGUGGAUCCCCUGUUGCUACCAGAUGCAGAAGCAGAAAGAAGUGAAGUUAAACAAGAGUUAGACCUUAAUGUUGUAGCUAUUGAAGAGUCAAGUGCAUCUAUAGAAAAUGAAAAAAAUAAAACUGACACAGAAGCUUUAUUUUCUGAAACUGCUAAGAGACUAAGUGAUGACAAUGAUAAUGAAAAUUGUAGUAUAGCAAAGAGAACCAGGUAUGAAGAUGAAGAAGUAUUUAAUUAUUUAGGUUUUUUAACACAGAAUGUAGAAGAGGCAGGAAGCAAUAACUGUUCUGAUGGUGAAACAAAUGAUCCCAAUGAUCAGAUUUGUCCAAGUGAUGAACACACAUACCCUGAACAGGACCAUUUGGACACAAAUAGUGAAGACAGCAAGGCAACCGCUUCUGUGUAUGAAUAUGAUGAAAGAAGUGUAUCCUCACUAUCAAGUUUGAAAAUUGAUAAUAAUGUCAGUAACAUUGGAACAGGUGAAGAAGCGAAUGCCAACAAUGACACUCUGCAAGGUGAGAAUUCAGUCACAGAAAUGGAGAGCCCUUGCAAUGUUAAAGAUGAAACUAAAGACUCUCCAGCUCCUGUUUCACCUCAAGCUUUCAUACAAGAACAGUUUUCUACAGAAGAUAAAAAUGUUUCUAAUUUUGAUAUUGCUUCACCACAAAAUACUGCAACUGAAGAUGUUAAGAAAGAAUCAUAUCACACGCCUGAACAAGGAAUAAAUAGUCAAAAUGUUCAACUUCAUGAACAUCCUAAUGAAAAAGAGAAUGAGGAUAGUUGUGAUAAAUUUGAAAAAAUAAGAUCAACUGAAAAUAUUGUACAUAAUUACUAUGAUGAGCACUUUAAGGAUGCAGAGUCCUUUAUUUUGGAGACAGGAGGAUUGUCAAUACUGAAUUCUCAAUGUGAAGAUGUAAAGUAUGUAUCUCAUCCCAAUUUAAUGGAAUUAUCAUCAUACAUGAGUGAGACAAAUGUUACUGCUGUUGUGACCAUGCCUAUGCCCCAGAAUUCAUCAAUACCUAUUAUGGAAGUUACCAACACAUCUAUGGUGUCAUAUCCUGAUGACAACAUGCAGGACCCAGCAAAACCAAAAACUUCAGCAGUAUCAUGGAAAACCGAGAACAAUUUGACAAAUGAUGUCAUCACCUUACACAAUUUCUCAAACGCAAACAUAGAAAAUUCAAAAUAUCUAAGUGAAGAUUCAAAAACAAGCAUGGAGGACACAAACAUAAAUGAGGAUAAUUGUAUGUAUAAAGAAGAUAGAGAUGCAAAUUUUAAUAUGGAGUCCUCAAAUUCAUCAGAAAGCUGUCAGUCAAUGAAAGAUGCUUCGGUAAAGCUAGAGUGUGAACCGGCAACUAGUCUAGUGUCUAGUACUACGGCCACUAACCCACCUGUGAGUUCAACUACUAUGACAAAUAUUAUGAGGCCAUCAGGGAAAAAGUCGAAAUCGGGAAAGGAAUCAAACAGAAGCCGCAGCUCGAACAAAGUCCCCCCUGGCGCCGUGAACCUCGAGCGCAGCUACCAGAUCUGCCAAGCCGUGAUCCAGAACAGCCCCAACCGCGACGCGCUGCGCGGCCAGCUGCGCCCGCCGCCCGCGCUGCUCACGCGGCCUGCGCGUGCGCCGCGCCCGCCCGCGCUGUCUGCGCCGCCGCCGCCCGUGCUGCUGAGGCAGCUGCCAGUCUCUGUCAUACCGCACAAUGAGAUGAAUGAUAACAGAGCCAACAACAUGGGACAAUACAUUCUUGUCCAGCGGACUCCUAACGUAGCACCAAGGGCAUCUAGCGCACCGCCAGCUAAUCAAAACACCAAUGUUAGCCAGACGCGAUGCCGCAGCGUGGGCGCGGACGACGCGUGCGUGUGCAACCUGCGCGCCAUGAUCCUGUGCAAGAAGUGCGGCGCCUUCUGUCACGACGACUGCAUCGGGUCGGCCGAGCUCUGCCUCACCUGUCUCAUACGCUGACACGAAGCGGCGCCGAACGCGCUCAGCCCCAACUCUUUAAAAACUCUUGUGUGAAGUGAAAUGUGUCCACAGCGGGGCCUCGCCUCACAUCACACGGCUAUCUCGCGCUUGACCCGGCGAGCGCUCAAGGAAGUUUUUGUACUGUAAAAGUAAAGUUCGGCUCAGAGAAGUGCCCUGUCUCUGUCUCAGUGACUCGCUACUCAGUGAAUUCUCUCACAAACUCUCGUGAUUUGGCGUUGUAUAGUGUUUGAACAUGUGUGGAAUGUGGUUUUCAGAUGUGGUGCUAUCAUUUUGAAGAGUGAGAGUCGCACGUGUAGAGUAGAUGACGCCGGUAUCAACUAGCAUUGUAUUCACUAAAGUAGUUUAAUGAUAGUCCCAGAUAAUUCACGCUAAUAUAAUCGAAAUCUUCAGAUGAGGGUGCAGCUUAACUAAACGUCGUAAAAUAGGUCUUUUUCCAUUUAAGUAUUAAUUAUUUAUCGACAAUAGAAAUAUUUUUACACUGUUAAGCAAAACAAGAGAGAUGAUUAGUAAUUUCGUAAAUAGAUUUGCACAUCACAUUAUUAGAUUUUAAUGUUCAUUUUGCACAACUAUGCCAUUUUUUAAGGCUCAUUAAUCUUAUUACAUUAUUUAUUUCAUAGAACAGUAAAAAAUUUCAUUUGAUAAUUUUCUCUACUUAGAGAGUCUUACUGUUGUAAUUGAAUCAUUUGUUAAUUUUUAUUGAAAAUAAGGAUCAUAGUUCUUGAUAAGAGUACAUGCGAGGAAAAUUAGAACUUAAGCUAGGUAUAGUAAUGAUUUUGCCAUUAUAUUUUUAAUAUCUGAUUAUCAUCACAAGUUAGUAUUGUUUUUAGUUUGUAUAGUUUUUUAGCCGAGCGUGAGGCUCGCCUCUCAGGGGCCGCGGCAGCAGAGAUGCGGACUGCUUCCUAGUUGUAUGUCUUCAUUAAGGACAUGUACAGAUAUUUAUUGACGAAAGAUAGCAUGGUCGCGUAUUAUAGAAGACUUUUAAUCCAUAGCCGCUGUUUUCCGCUCUUUCUAACAAAUAUGGUUGUUUGAAAAAGAGGCAUACAUUGAUUGCAAGUUACAAGCCUUUUUUAAAACGCGACCCAGGUGGUUAACACAUCGGGUCGAAUUGUAAUAUUACAAUGGAGGGUUCUAUACAUUUGUAUAAGUAUUUACUAUAUUAAAGUAUGGACACGAAAAAAUCUGGUCAUGCAUGAUAUGGUAAAACUUAAUUUAAAUGAAUGAGGAUUUUCAAGCAGCACUUUUUUUAAUGAUUUGUGGAUAUCAAACUACAUACCAACUGCUUGUGAGUUUUAGCAUUAUAUAUUUUGUUGAAAGCGUUUUCUGAUAAUCUUCACUCACUACCUGCUACAAUUGUUUUAUAUUUUCACAAGUUGUUUUAAUCGCAAUAGAAUGUCAUCUUACCAAAAGAAAUACUUGUUUUAACACUUUCUAUUCCAAGCACUGAAAGUUGUUUUUAUAUGGAAGGCAUUUUUCUGUAAAAAGGCAAAUACACGAUAAUUAAAAAAACAGUGGAACUACCUCAAUCUGAAGUCAACUAGAAAAAUGUUAUGUAAUGUAAAUACUAUUGUGAAAGAACGAUGUAAUAGGGUAUAAUAUGAAAUAUCAGGUUUAAAAUAUAAUAAAAAAAUUAACAGGAAAAUUUGGUAAAUACUGUCCGAAGACGCUGUUCAAAAAAACAUAGGUAUGGCGGAAUACUCACAAACAACAUUGUAUUAUUUUUGUAUUUUUUAUUAUGAAGUUUGAUAUCCACAAAUCAUACAAAAAGUGCUGCUUGAAAAUCCUCAUUCAUUUAAAAGAUUUACCAUAUCAUGCACGACCAGAUUUUUUCGUUUCCAUACUUUACUUGUUAUAUUUAAGUUUUUCAUUAUGGCGUGUACACUAAUACGACACUAAGUUAUGCAAUAUAUUUAUAGCUGUCUAUCAUAUUUUUGUAAGGACAUUUUACAGAUUAAUAUUGCUUUUGCCAAUUUAAGACUUGGAUUGAAAUGAACAUGAUCCAUGUAAACUCAGAACGAACUCUUGAUUUUACAUGGCCUGUCGUACGACACGUAACAUUUAGCGCAAUAACGAUAUUGUAACGAGAUAACUGAAAUAUGAAAAAGUAACUGAUUCAAUAUAAUUAUGUUAAUUAGAUAGCGACCAUAUAAUGGCUAUGCCUAGAUUGUUCACAUAGCAAUGCCUUAAGUGAUGAUUUCUAGACACCCUAUCUCAUCAAGGAUGUUACAAUUAUAAUAAUAAGCAAUCUUAACAUAUAUAAUAUAGGCAUUUAAUAUAACGUAUUGCUCACUCUGUUUCAAUCAGAAAAUAUAUAAUACAUAUAUCACACAUUAAUAACUGUUAACAUUGUUUUACAUGUAUGUAUACAUAGUGUCACAAUAUACUAUUAUUUAGAUGUUAACAAAUGCCUCCAACAUACCUAUUGAGAAUCAAGCAUGCUACUUUUUUUAAAAUUAAAUAUGCCCUAGCAUAGUACGAUCUAUCGCCGAUUUAAAGGGCUUAUUACACUUUGCUAAAUUUAGUGACUAACAAGAGGGACACCGCUAUACGUGAGACGCGAUAAGAGAUACAUCCUAUCGUUUCUCACUUAUAGCGGCGUCCCUCUUGUUAGUCACUAAAUUAGGAUAGUAUAAUAAGCUCUUAAAACAAUUGUUUCUUUUUAGCAAGUUUGUAACUAUAGUUGGUCAAACACAAAUUGUCAGUAAAUAACAGGUACAACAACAAAAAAAAACUAUUCUCAUCCCUUUCCCAAAGAUAGUAUGAUUCCCUCUGUCUAUGUUUGAAAUGAGACAGUCCUUUGACAAACUAUAUAAUUACAAAUUGAAUGAAUGGUUCCAUUUGGUGAUAAACCAUACUAUGGUAGGCGGACUGGGAGAGAUAUUUAGUGGUAUAAAUAGCAAAACUUUCAUUAUUUGAGUUGUGAAACCUUAUAUAUCACAAAAAUUGACUAAGAACUAGAAUAAAAUUGUAAUAAAAGUAACAUUUCAUUUGUAAUGGCUGAAACUUGUGAGCUUUGAGAUAUGUCAGAAAUAUGUCACCAUCCAUAUUGAAUAUGUGCAUGCAUUACAUUAUAUAUCACAUACGUUAAGUAAGUACCUAUACUAAAGUAAGGACUCUAAGCACUUAAGAAUUUCGCACAUGAACCCAGGCGGGUUCAUGUGCGAUAGGAACAUUCGUUCCUAUCUCUAUCGCAUGCGCAUAAUUAUAUUGCUGUCUCGCUCGCACAGUGGCAUUGACCCCCUGUGGCAUCAUAGGCGGGACACGAUACUUAUAAUUAUGCGCGUGCGAUGGGGAUAGGAAAUGGCGUGUCAAUGUACAAAAUUUGUUCGUGCAUAGCGUCCUUACUUUAACACUAAGCAUUUAAUGCUUUGUGUCAAUUAAGACGAAAGUGGACGACCCGCGCGAAAUCACCUUUUCAUACAAACGUAAUCCUCAUUUUCCUCUCUCGAUAUUUGUAUUUGACACAAUUUGUUGUAUAUCAACCACAGCUAUGCUCCUACGAUUUUUUCGAAUUUCUAUAAUAAUUAAAAUUUUGUAUUAAAUCUGUUUUUCGCCCCUAAUUUUUACAAUAAUCAAAAAAUCGAAAAAAAUAAAUUAUGCAAAAAUAUUUUCCAUAAAUCAAUAUCCAGAGAGGAAAAUGGGGACUACGUUUAUAUGGCGAAGCGGCCGUCCCCUUUCCUCUUAAGGUAUACAACUGUAUGUAAUAUGUAUGUAUGGACUUGGAUACACUGUAGCUCCAUGUGCGAACCUACACAGACAACUGAUUUUGAUAAAUAUUGUCCAGAGACAAUUUUUUUGCGACAAAGUAUCAGCAACUAAUUAAUCAACCAUUUGUGUGUACCUUCGUAUAAAUAAAUAGCGUAUUCCAUUUUGCUCAUAUUUUUUAGUUACCGAUUCGCCGGAUUCUUGUUUCGCCGGAUUCCCGUUUCGCCGGAUUUACUUUAGUACGUCACAAUCCGUAAGAGAAUCUGACGAAACAAGAAUCUGGCGAAUCGGGAACUAACCAUUUUCUUAACCAAACUAUUUGUGUCGUUUUCAAGCAAAAGGUACCACAUUGUCGCUUGCCAUAAGGACGCUGUGACACUGACAGGUUAUGCGUAUAAGGAUAUAGCAAUUUUCGCCCUUAUAGUUAGCGACAAUGUGGUACCUUUUGCUUGAAAACGACACAUUUAAUGGAGUAUACACAACUGUGCGCUCAAACUUAUUUAGGUACAAUUGAGCUGCAAAAGUGCAUAUACAAUUUAUGAAUGGAAUUCAUUCAUAAAGUGGGUAUUCACUUUUGCAGCUGGAUGUACUUAACAGAAAUGUUAUCCACUGUGCUGGUCCCAAUUAUUCAGUGUAUCACAAACAAUAGCUAUUGAACACCAACACACUUAAAUAACCAUUAUUAAACCUUAAUUCGUUGCAAUAAGGUUUAUGAUAGUCAUUUAACUGUAUUGACGAUGGUACUGUUUUUUUUGUUUGUAUAUUUAAGGCUUGGCCAAACAAACGGCGUGACGCAGCGCCGCGUCAGCAGUCUGUUUGACUUCGCUAACCUGUUAGCAUGGGCGGCGGCGCUGCGUCGAGCCUUGUGUUUGGCCAAGCCUUUACUAUAGUGCAUGUAAACACUGCAUCAUGGAUAGACAACAUGACUUUAUCAUACUGGUGAGGUGUCUGCAGUGCGAACGAUGCAUCGUUAUGCGCAUGCACUCCCACACCAGCGAGCAGUGUCAUUGCUAAGUCUGGUCAUAUGGAUGUAGUUAUGAAAAUCAGUUGCAACUAAAUCCGAAGAGUUACUGAAAUAGCAUUCACCAUUGUUUGAUUAGUAUUGGACUUUAUGAUAUUAACGUAAUUAAAUUAGAUAUCUUUUAUUUUUCAUUUGGCUCCCUACUAAUAGACACUGAACUUUUCUUUGUUAUAUUGAUAGUAAUAUACUAUUACUAUUACUUCAUAAUGUUUUUAAUAGUGAUGAAACAUUCGCAUUGUUUUUUAUUGGUAAAUACAUGAUUAUUUUAGACAUGAACGUUCUUCUCGAAUAAAUUUAUGUUCUAAAUCUA